This is a messenger RNA of Arachis duranensis, 2470 nucleotides long. Its product is annotated as MADS-box protein FBP24-like. The record is from RefSeq and is a predicted model, not a curated record. Bases 165 to 644 code for a protein of 159 amino acids. Gene Ontology annotation, molecular function: DNA-binding transcription factor activity, RNA polymerase II-specific; protein dimerization activity; RNA polymerase II cis-regulatory region sequence-specific DNA binding. Lineage: Eukaryota; Viridiplantae; Streptophyta; Magnoliopsida; Fabales; Fabaceae. Gene Ontology annotation, biological process: positive regulation of transcription by RNA polymerase II. Gene Ontology annotation, cellular component: nucleus. The transcript has 3 exons.
CUCUCACAAGUUCAAAUCUCAUAAGUUUCUUCCUAAUUUCACGCAUUGCUUCCUAAGUAGCUUAGCAAAGAAGGAAAUCGUGGGAGAUCUGGUUAGGUGAGGUGUUGACUCGGAUCUACUCUCUUCCUGGCUCCUUCUUAUUUCUUUCAGCUGUGGAAGAAAACAUGGGAAGGGGAAAGAUAGAGAUAAAGAGGAUAGAAAACACGACGACGAGGCAAGUGACAUUCUCAAAGAGAAGGAACGGACUCCUGAAGAAGACCAAUGAGCUCUCUGUCCUCUGUGACGCCCAGAUCGGACUCAUCGUCUUCUCCAACACUGGCAAGCUCUUUCGCUACUUCUCUCACCCCUACAGGAUGGAUCAAAUAAUUGAAAAGUACCAACGAUCUACAGGGACUCGCAUAACGCCCCAUGGACAUUCCCACCAUCAGGAAGAUUUAUUGACUGAGAUGGCAAUGUUGAGGCAUCAAAAUCUGAGCCUUGAGAUGGGGAUUCAGCGCUACCUUGGAGAGGGCAUAGCUUGUCUCCAAUAUGAAGAAUUGACUCAGCUUGAAGAUGAAGUUCAAAGCUCUGUUGCAAGGGUUCGAACCGGAACCAAACAGGCCCAGAAACAACGAACCCGCAUACCUACUCUAACCCCCAAUUGAAUGUACUAUUUUUCCUCCCUUGUGUCUGAAUUGAAAUUCCUUGAAACCAUGGGCAGCAUAAGUAGGCGACCUCGAUGCUGGAGGAGCACGGCGACACUAGCACACUUAGACGAGUACGACGCUGAAGUCUUGAAGAAGAAAUGGCUAAAUCUAAGCAGCUUCAAUGCGACGGCUUUGAAGAAGAGAAGCGACGGCUUUGAAGAAGAGAAGGUAAGCCAGCUUCUCCUUUCUGAUUAAUUAUGCAAUUUGCUUGGGUGGAUAAGAUGACUAGUGGUUGACUAGUUGAUCUUGUCAUUUUAGAGAUGUCAGGGUGUGUGCUAGCACAUUCUUCAUAGUCACAGUGUCAAUUUAAUUUUUCAAAGAAAAGAAUUAAUACUGACGCCCACUAACCACUCUUCGAAAAAUUCAGUAGGAUUUAAAAGGUACCAGCGAUUCACUCUUCUCGGUGUUGAUGUUUAUCGCUAAAACAGAGAAAUCAGUGACAGUAAUUGGAAGUCAUUUUAGUGUCAGUUGUCAACAUUUUUGAAAAUCUAAAGUGGGUUGCUGCCAGUGUAAUAUCUUAUAAAUUAAACAUGUUAUCGAACCAUUAUCAUCAUCAUUAAGUAGAACAUCUCCGGUGCCUGAGUUUGAAAGAUGGUAGGGGGUGCCUAUGUUCAAACUGGUGGACGGCAACAUCAGGGAGAGGUGACCACGUUCGUGUUAAUUACAUGUGUCGUUGUUGCCAUGGGAGACCUUCUCUUCUCUUUGGAUACGAUCUUGGUAUCACGGGAGGAGUUACGUCUAUAGAACCAUUCUUGGUUCAAUUCUUUUCGGCUGUGUAUAAACAAAUGAUGGAUGAUUCCGUUACCAAUCAAUACUGUAAAUUUGACAACCAACAACUCACGUUGUUCAUCUCCUCUUUAUAUCUUGCGGCAUUAAUGGAAUUCAACCAGAAGAUAUAGAGAGGAGGUGAACAACGUGAGUAAUUAUUUGUCAAAUUUACAGUAUUGAUUGGUAGCGGAAUCAUCCAUCAUUUGUUUAUACACAGUCGAAAAGAAUUGAACCAAGAAUGGUUCCAUAGACGUGACUCCUCCCAUGAUACCAAGAUCGUAUCCAAAGAGAAGGCCUCCCAUGGCAGCAAUGACACAUAUAAUUAACACGAACGCGGUCACCUCUUCCUGAUGUUGCCGUCCACCAGUUGAACAUAGGCACAUCCUGUCAUCUUUCAAACUCAAGCACCAGAGAUGUUCUACUUAGUGAUGAUGAUAAUCGUUCGAUAACAUGUUUAAUUUAUAGUAUAUUACAUUGGCAGCAACCCACUUUGAAUUUCUAAAAAUGUUGACAACUGACACUAAAAUGGCUUCCAAUUACUGUUACUGGUUUUUCUGUUUUGGCGAUAAGCAUCGUCACCGAGAAGGGUGAAUCGCUGAUGCCUUUUAAAUCCUACCGAAUUUUUUGACAAGUGGUUAGUGGGUGUAGUAUCAGUUCUUUUCUUUGAAAAAUUGAAUUGAGCCCGUUGGACAGGGAUGACACUGUGACUAUGGGGAAUGUGUUAGCACACACCCUGGCAUCUCUAAAAUGACAAGAUCAACUAGUCAUCUUGUCCACCCAAGGAAAUUGCAGAAUUAAUCAGAAAAGAGAAGCUGGGCUUACCUUCUUUUUUGUUUCUGGGCAUGGGUUUGGUUUCGACCCCGUCCAAAAAAUAAUAGUAAUAAUGGGGAUACUGAUGAGCGGAUAAUUUAUACGCUUUUUAGCAUUAUUUUUAGGUAGUUUUCAAUAUGUUUUAAUUACUUUUUAGUAUAUUUUUGUUAGUUUUUAUUCAAAAUUUACAUUUCUGGACUUUACUA